Molecule: messenger RNA, 4113 nt
Organism: Serendipita indica DSM 11827
Lineage: Eukaryota; Fungi; Basidiomycota; Agaricomycetes; Sebacinales; Serendipitaceae
Source: the annotation of a GenBank genome assembly
AUGGCCGGGAUUCCUAUGCACCCGCGUUUGGACGCCGGGGCCAAGCGCCAGCAUAGCGCUUUGGGCAAACAUACGCGAUCAACGUGGUAUCCGCCAGCUUCGAGCAUACCAACAAUGCAUCGCCGAAAAGCCAAAGGAAAUCAGAUUCCGACUCCUUCGGAUUCACUGAGGGGAAAUACCUCUGCUCAUGACCCAGACAUUGCUUACCAGCGAACACGGGAUACCCUUAUCGAGGUCGUCAAGCUUGUCAGGGCGGGGACCGACGCUACUUCAUUUCUGGGCCCCCUCAAAGCAGUUUGCGAGAUUUCCCUUCUAUUCCUUGAGACAACCAGGACCGUAAACGAGAACACCAAAGGGCUCAAAAUACUCAGGGAUAGUCUUGAAGCACACAUAUCCAUCUUGGAUGAGGGAUAUCUCCAGGCUGUCGAGGAUGAGCGCAUGGACCAAAUGCCCGAAGCGCUCAAGGAUUUUAAUGACGCAGUGAGGGAUUACAUCGCAACUCUGAAAGGCAUACUCGCCAGAAUGAACGAGUUGAAGCACAGCAGAGAUCAAGGCAUGAAUGGAUUUUUCAGAAAGAUCACGGAUUCCAAGAUGAACACAGGAAAUAUUGCAGAAUACAAACAGGAAAUCUUACAAGCUACGCGCGUAUUCGAGGAUAUGACCAAGCUCUAUCAAAUUCAGCUGCAAGCAGAAGUGUGGAAACACAAGACGUGUCUACCAGGCACACGCGUAUCGAUUCUGCAGGAAGUUCGACAUUGGCGCCUGGACCCCAACGCGGACAAGCGCAUUUUUUGGCUCUGCGACGUUGGCGGAUCGGGCAAGUCCACAGUCACGUUGACGAUGUGCGAGGAGUGGGAUAAUGCCGAAGGUGUUCUGGUUGGUCGAUUCUUCUUUUCGAAGAAUGCUCGACAGACAUCAGAGACGGAUGAUUUCUGCUCCGUCAUUGCGGAAGAUAUCGGUGCUCGAAACAAGGCAAUCCUAAAGCAAAUAAAGGUGAUCAAAGAAGAAGAUCCUCACCUUCUCAUACGAGGACUGCGCCAUCAGUUCACUAAACUCGUAGAAGAACCCUUGCAACUUGCAACGACGAAUAUUGUCCUUGUGAUUGACGCAAUGGAUGAGUGCAACAAGGAGAUGAGGGGAGAGUUGAUUAACCUACUUGUUGAGAAGCUUCCAUUGAUGCCUAAACUCAAACUCUUUAUAACGAGCCGGCCAGAGCCAGACAUCACCGCGAUACUCCAGGGUAGAGCGAUUGUACGCGGAAUGCAUUUCAAGAUGCACGGCAAAGAGCAGCAGUCCAACUUGGAUGACAUUAGGGCCUACGUCGACGUCCAUCUUGUCGACCUGCUUACCGAGCCUCAGCGCUCGCAGAUUGUAGAACGCUCGAAUGGACUUUUCAUCUGGAUCACGACAGCACAUCUUGAGCUACAACAGGCUCAAGGUCCGGCCGCUGUUGGCACGACUCUCAAAUCCCUCUUGACGCGAGGCGAGGGCGGGGAUAUUAACCAGGUCUAUACAAACAUCCUUCGUCGACUGCGACGAGAACCUUCCAGUGGUAGCAUACACAAGGUUAUGGGCACUAUCCUAACCUUGUUCGAGCCGGUGUCAACGGAGGCUCUGGAGGAGAUGACUGGGAUUGCAGACUCUGAGCUAAGACUGAUCUUAGGGUCGAUGCAAAGUGUAUUUCGGGUGAAGAGUGUGGUAGAGUUUCUACAUCCGACGUUUCGAGAAUACCUUCUCAGUCCAUACAACGUGGAUAUGCCAUUCGACUCGACAGCAAUGCAGUCAGACUUGGCCAUAUCUGUCCUCACAGUGCUUCAGAAGGAUCUGAAGGAGGACAUUUGCGGCAUUUCCGUGCCGAAUGAACCAUAUCCAAGGAAUACGGACGUCAUGGAUCUGGAUGAACGUCUGGAACGAUUAUGGACAAGUUGUCCGGCACUACCUUAUGCGGCAAAGUACUGGGGCUAUCAUGCAUCCACUGUCGUAAUGGAGGAACAUGUGGUCCAGCCGCUGCGAAGGUUUUUAGAAAGCCAAAUUUUGUACCUCGUGGAGCUGUUAAGCUUGAUGGGUCACAUGCAUCUUAUUCGAAAUUUCGAGAGAGAUUCGGCGAAGUUGUGCACACAAAGGUUGGGUGAUGAAGUCGAGGUAUGCCGUGAUAUAGUUAGACUUGUACAGAGGAAUCAAAAGACACUAGAGAGGAGUGCCUUGGAUAUCUACUUGUCAGGGCUACUAUUCCUCCCUCGAAAGUCACAACUGUGGACAAUGUACCAGAGCAGGUUUUCAGAUCGACUACCAAAGAUCACUGGAGGACCAUCAGAGCAUUGGCCUUCACACCAAACUUUGAAACUGGACAUAAAUUCUGUCUUGUGUCUGGCCUUCUCGCCAGAUGGGCGCCGUCUUGCGUCUGGAUCUCGGGAUCGCACUGUACGCCUGUGGGAUGGGACCACCGGUGCAAGCCUUGGACGCUCGAAGACAUACUGGGAUUGUCUCGUGUCUGGCCUUCUCGCCAGAUGGGCGCCGUCUUGCAUCUGGAUCCGGGGAUCGCACUGUACGCCUGUGGGAUGGGACCACCGGUGCAAGCCUUGGGACGCUUGGGGACACAUUGAUGUCUCGUGUCUGGCCUUCUCGCCAGACGGCGCCGUCUUGCAUCUGGAUCCUGGGAUCGCACUAUGGGCGCCGUCUUGCGUCUGGAUCCGGGAUCACACUGUACGCCUGUGGGAUGGGACCACCGGUGCAAGCCUUGCGACGCUUGAAGGACAUACUGGGAUUAGGUGCGUGUCUGGCCUUCUCGCCAGAUGGGCUCCGUCUUGCGUCUGGAUCUGGGAUCACACUGUACGCCUAUGGGAUGGGACCACCGGUGCAAGCCUUGCGACGCUCGAAGGACAUACUGGGAUUGUCCCAUGUCUGGUCUUCUCGCCAGAUGGGCUCUGUCUUGCGUCUGGAUCUGAGGAUUGCACUGUACGCCUGUGGGAUGGGACCACCGGUGCAAGCCUUGCGACGCUCAAAGGACAUACCUAUAAUGUCUCGUGUCUGGCCUUCUCGCCAGACGGGCUCCGUCUUGCGUCUGGAUCUGAUGAUCGCACUGUACGCCUGUGGGAUUGGACCACCAGUGCAAGCCUUGCGACGCUCCAAGGACAUACCAGUAUUGUCUCGUGUCUGGCCUUCUCGCCGGACGGGCUCCGUCUUGCAUCUGGAUCCUGGGAUCACACUGUACGCCUAUGGGAUUGGACCACCAGUGCAAGCCUUGCGACGCUCGAUGGACAUACCAGGAUUGUCUUGUGUCUGGCCUUCUCGCCAGACGGGCUCCGUCUUGCGUCUGGAUCCGGGGAUUACACUGUACGCCUAUGGGAUGGGACCACAGGUGCAAGCCUUGCGACGCUCGAAGGACAUACCAGGAUUGUCUCGGGUCUGACCUUCUCGCCGGACGGACUCCGUCUUGCGUCUGGAUCUGAGGAUUGCACUGUACGCCUGUGGGAUGGGACCACCGGUGCAAGCCUUGCGACGCUCAAAGGACAUACCUAUAAUGUCUCGUGUCUGGCCUUCUCGCCGGACGGGCUCUGUCUUGCGUCUGGGUCUGAGGAUUACACUGUACGCCUAUGGGAUGGGGCCACCGGUGCAAGCCUUGCGACGCUCAAAGGACAUACCGAUUAUGUCUCGUGUCUGGCCUUCUCGCCAGAUGGGCUCCGUCUUGCGUCUGGAGGUGGAUCUGGAGAUUGCACUAUACGCCUAUGGGACAUUGCCAUUGCUUCAAGUUUGGGGCCUGCUUACACGCUCAAUUCACCUUGCCCCCAUUUGUCUUUCUCCCGGGAUGGACACUCCUUACAUCUGGAUAAUGAAACGGCACUCAAUGUCUCCCAGGAUGGACUUCAGCCACACUCAUUUCCUUGUCUGACUGUCAAGCCCAGCCUCAAGCAAUUCACAGUAGCUCUUGACUACGCCAGUCAGGAGCUGUGGUCUGCUUGUUGUCCAUACCGUAGAUAUAGGAUACCUGAUGAAUUUUGGGUGCAUUGCUCCACCAAAUGCCAAGAUAAAGUUGCCCUGGCCGUAGGGGAUGGACGGGUCAUGGUCAUGAUCAUUGAUUUUGCAAAAUUUUCCGAUCCAUGUGCCCAUCCUUAA